AUGAAAAGAAAAGGUGUAAAGGGGUUCUGCGCACAAGCAGCUUCUGAUACUUCAGAAGGGGCAGUUAGCAGUUUUUGGAAAAAAGUUAAACUGCUGCUACUAGGGGAUAAAGCAUGCUCUGAUACUUACUCUACCUCACUUAUUGACAAUGGUCAGAUAAUUCCAGAUCCAGCAAGGGCCUUCAAUGAAUAUUUUAGUACUCCUGUCAUAGAAGAUUCAGUCAUUGAACGCAUCAUACAAGAGUUUGAAAGCCACCUCAGUGUUGCGUUGAUUAGAGGCAAACAUGAUGAUCUUGCAUUCUCAUUUGAGCAUGUUUCACAGUCGAACGUAGCUUAUAUACUGGUUCCAUUGGAUGCCAAUAAAUCCACUGGCCCUGACGGGCUU
Messenger RNA from Pocillopora meandrina, 384 nucleotides. Lineage: Eukaryota; Metazoa; Cnidaria; Anthozoa; Scleractinia; Pocilloporidae. The record is from the annotation of a GenBank genome assembly.